GAGUCACAGGCCGCAUUGGCUGUUCGCUGUGAGCGCGCCCGCGUUACACACACACUCGCUUCAUUUGACAAAUACAAGCUGAGCGCAACAGUAGCCUCCGUGACUGGAGAUCUGAGAGAGCGGCCGCCGCGUAUGACAGCAUCGCAUCGUCCAUUUAAGGCGAUAAACAUAUGUUCGACCGGUUUAUUUCUCUAGUAGGCUAUCUGUCAAGAGCUCAUAAUGUGUGGAAAGCUGACGGCUCAGUCACAAGCCUGGAAUGAAGACGCGUCAGACGCAUCUACUCACUGACUGGGCAUCGCGUUUCGAAGACGAACCUGAGCUUCGGCCGUUUGGACAGACCCGACAACGACCGAAUAUAUUCGAGACAGCCGCUUCGGUAGCUCUUCAUACCUGUGGGACACUGUUUUGCUGCUAAUUCCGUUUAUAGACACACAUUUUCAUGACGCUGUACUGACAGACUCGUUUCUCAGUGUGUCAGUCUAGUGCGCUUGAUGCUUUGCAUGCAAAACCUGAGUGAACUUACCAGGUAAACACAGUUUUACCUCAUUCUUGUAUCGAUUGUUGUUUACUUUUGCAUUAUGUAGCUGUAAUAGCAUCCUCGCACAUUUGUUACAGGUUUUUGUGAGCGAAAACUAAGGUAAUCUAAAUGUUGUCUUGAACUAAUAAUGGUAGAUGAGGCUUAUGGAUGGCGUUCCACAUCCGUGCGCUGUCAUCCCCACACCGGGUAAAGUGAACGGCACACCGGGAAGAAAGGCUUCAAAACCUGCUCACGUCAAACUGCACUAAAACUUAAAGGAUAAACGAUGUCUAAAACGCUCAAGAGGAAGAAACACUGGUCCACUAAAGUGCAGGAGUGCGCCGUGUCGUGGGGAAGCGUUGGGGAGUUCGGUGAUGUUGUGGAGAUCCUCGGAGGCGCCGAGCACGGGGAGUUCCCGUUUCUCGGUCAGAUGAACUUAGACGUGCUGGUGUGUCACGUUGGGAGACUACCGUACUACGGGGAUGUGUUAUUGGAAGUGAACGGGACACCUGUCAGCGGGCUGACGAACCGAGACACGCACGCCGUGAUCCGCCACUUUCGGGAGCCGAUUCGAAUUAAGACCGUCAAACCAGGUAAAGUGCUGAACGCUGAUUUGAGGCAUUAUCUUAGCCUGCAGUUCCAAAAAGGAUCACUCGACCACAAACUACAGCAAGUGAUUCGAGACAACCUGUAUCUGCGCACCAUACCAUGUACCACCCGGCUGCCCAGAGACGGGGAGGUUCCAGGAGUGGACUAUAAUUUCAUCAGCGUGGGGGAUUUUCGCAUCCUGGAAGAGAGUGGAUUACUGCUGGAGAGUGGAACAUAUGAUGGUAACUUCUAUGGCACUCCCAAACCUCCUGCGGAGCCCAACUUGGUUCAGCCUGACCUGGUCGACCAAGUUUUGUUUGAGGAGGAUUAUGGCACCGAAGUCCAACGAAAGCGAACAACCUCCGUCAGCAAGAUGGACCGCAAGGACAGUGUGGUCCCUGAGGAGGAAGAGGAUGAAGAGCGGCCACAGCUCCCAAAUGGCAUCCCAGAGAGGACAGAGGAGUGGAGGAAAGCGGUGCCCAGCUACACUCAGUCUAGUGGCGGAGGCAGCGCAGGUGGCAGCGGGACACUGGAAGUCCGCACCUGGAGCUCUUUAGCCAGAGACGACAGCCUGGAGCCCCUGCCUUACAACUGGGAAAUGGCCUACACGGAGACGGGCAUGGUCUACUUCAUAGACCACAACACAAAGUCGACUACGUGGUUGGACCCGCGUCUGGUCAAAAAAGCCAAGCCCCCUGAAAAGUGUGAGGAUGGAGAACUUCCAUAUGGCUGGGAGGAGAUUGAUGACCCGCAGUACGGCACAUACUACGUCGAUCACAUAAACCAGAGAACCCAGUUCGAAAACCCGGUUCUAGAGGCCAAGAGGAAGCUUGGUUUGGACACUGCAGUCGCAACUCAGACCCAACAGAGGGCAGCACCUCCUCCAGGUGGAGCGGCUGGUACGCCCGGGUUUACGCGGGACCCAACCCAGCUGAAGGGGGAGCUGUAUCACACGGCACUCAGGAAGAGCCAACAGGGCUUUGGUUUCACCAUCAUUGGUGGAGACCGACCUGAUGAGUUCCUGCAGGUGAAGAAUGUCCUCGCUGAUGGUCCGGCCGCACAGGACAAUAAAAUGGCUUCUGGUGAUGUUAUUGUGGAAAUCAAUGGCACACUUGUCUUAGGCAAGACCCAUGCCGACGUGGUUCACAUGUUCCAGUGCAUCCCAAUUAACCAGUUCGUGGACAUGGUCCUCUGCCGCGGAUAUUCGCUUCCCCCUGACGUGGAUGCAGACAGCGAGGACCUUCCCCCUCCACCUCCACCUCCGACAGGAGAGAUCGUAACGGCCGUACCCCUCAUCAACGGCCAGCCGCUGCUAGUCAAAGGUGAUGCCCUUCACGGCUCCUCCCAAGAGCUUCACUACGUAACCACAGACGCCAGUGGGCGGCCGGUGGUCGCUGCUCUUCCAGGAGGCAGCAGCAGUGCCAACGACAGGCCCGAGACAGGGAUGCUGCAGCCGGAGCUGGUGAGCGUGCCAAUCGUGAAGGGACCUGGAGGAUUUGGCUUCGCCAUUGCAGACUGUCCGCUGGGGCAGAAGGUGAAAAUGAUCCUGGAUGAGCAGUGGUGCCGAGGCCUGUUGAAAGGAGAUGUGAUAAAGGAGAUUAACAGGCAGAAUGUGCAAACGCUGAGCCAUGCGCAGGUGGUGGAUAUACUGAAGGACCUCCCUGUGGGCAGCGAGGUGAAUCUGUUGGUGUUGAGAGGAGGUCAGACAUCGCCUGUGAAGAGUUUAAGACCUAGACCGGGGUUGAGUGCCAGCACUGAGACUCUGGACCGUUGCCAUGACAUCAUGGUUCCCCAGGCUUUGACCUAUCACUCAAACACACUGCCGUGUAGCUCUCCAAAACAAGACGCUUCCCUCCACUACAGCAAACCCAAAGCCUUGCCAGAGAGCAUAGUGCCUCUCUAUAAAGAGUUGGACGUGUUCAUCAAGAGAGAUCAGGAGACAGGCUUUGGCUUUCGUGUGCUUGGAGGAGAAGGUGCAGAACAGCCAGUCUACAUUGGUGCCAUCAUUCCCCAGGGGGCCGCAGAGAAGGAAGGCCGUCUGAGGGCAGGAGAUGAGCUCGUUGGCAUCGAUGGCAUCACUGUAAAGGGGAAAUCUCACAAACAAGUUCUGGAUCUGAUGACUAACGCAGCACGCAACGGACAAGUGCUGCUUUCAGUGCGCAGGAAGGUCAUUUACAGAGACGCCCUGGAGGAUGUUGGGAGCGGAGCGCUGACCCUUGUGAAUGGCUCACCUCGACUUCCACGUAUCCAGGUGCCAAGCCUCAAGGACCAGGGAUCGUUUGAUAUCACGCUCCAUCGUAAAGAUAACGAGGGCUUUGGCUUUGUCAUUCUCACGUCGAAGAGCAAACCGCCACCUGGAGUGUGUGUUGCAGUGAUUCCUCAUAAGAUCGGACGAAUAAUCGAGGGCAGUCCAACUGACCGUUGCGGGUUGCUGAAUGUGGGUGACCGCAUAUCCGCUGUGAACAGUCAGUCCAUUGUGGAGCUCUCCCACAACGACAUUGUUCAGCUUAUCAAAGACGCGGGGAACUCUGUCACACUCACCGUGGUUCCUGAGGACGAGUACAAAGGCCCGCCCUCAGGAGCCAGCUCAGCCAAACAAAGUCCAGCACCGCAGCACAAGAUUCUCAGAUCCACUCAGGAUGAAAGAUAUAAUUUGGAUAUGGAUGAGAUCAGGGAUGAACUUGCACGGAAGGAGUAUAAAGCUCUUCCCAUGAGCGAACAGGGAACGCUGUGCGUCGCCAACUCCAAACAGGGCUGUAUUGCAGUAGAGUUGGAGCGCGGACCUCGUGGUUUUGGCUUCAGUCUGAGGGGAGGAACGGAGUAUAACAUGGGCCUCUACAUCCUGCGGCUGGCUGAGGACGGCCCCGCUCUACAGGACGGCCGGAUACAUGUAGGAGAUCAGGUAGUGGAGAUCAAUGGAGAACAGACGCAAGGCAUUAGUCACACCAGAGCCAUUGAGCUGAUCCAAGCUGGAGGAAACAAAGUGCUACUGUUACUACGACCGCAAGCCCUCUUAUCAGAGAACAGUUCUGCGGGAGAUGUUAUCCUUCCUGAUCCAUCGGGAUCCAACACUUCCAACAUUCCUCUCAGUUCUCCUCUCCUUCAUCCGUCAUCCACCUCAGCAAAGAAGGAAACAUCAGAGCUGACAAGCUCCUUUGCCCGUUCUCGUGGCUCCUUGGAUCUGGCCUGCGAGGAUCCUCGCUCUAAAGACAGCAAGAGGGAGAAGCGUGCCAAACCGCCAAACACCAGCUCUUCCAGAGACCCACAGCGACGGCGCAUCAAGAGUCGGUCCGCAGAGAAUCUCCUUGAUCUCGGAGAUACAGAGAAAUCCAAAAGCCCAUCCAAAGCCAAAGACAAAGCUCGCAGCCACAAAGAAAAUCUGCAACAAAGUACUCGAAACUCCCAAAAGAACAGAAAGUCCUGCCAACACAGUCGCUCAGUCAGUCCCCGGAAGUCAAAGCGUGAAGGACAAGAACCGGUAAUUGGCGAAGCGCAGGGACGGAAAGAGGAACGCUGCGUGAAGGGGAUGCCGAGCACGGACCAGAAGACAAUUGACGCUGAAAAGAGGAAAAAACAGGAGUCUAGAGGAAGGAAGCGAAAUGAGACCCAAGAAGGGGAGAAGAGGCGGAGAGCUGAGAGAAAAGUGAGAAGCAAAGGAGAGGAUGAAGCACUUGAGCCAAAAGGGGGAACUGAGCUCAAAAGCACCCAAAAGAAGAAAAAACAGAGAGAUAGAGACAUGCGAAAUGAAGACACCCACAUAUCGAGCAGAGAGGGAGACAAGAAAAGCAAACAAACAAAGGAUAAGGGGGAUCAACAGGAAGAAAACAGGAAGGAAGUGAUUACAGAUAAGAAUGAAAGAAAAGGAAAUGAGAGUCGAGACAGGAAAGAGGACAUUGUCACCACAGAUGCAGCUCCAGCCAACACCAGGGCGAGUCUAGUCUUUGACCAUCCUGGACCCUUGAGCGACGGCCUUUGGAAGAUUCCUAGUUUUGCACGCAUCCUCACGCAAGAGGAAGCGAUGAGAGAUGUUUGUGAAUAGUUUGGCGAGCCUUGGGAAUAAAAGGUUUAAGACCAGAAAUAUGCGCAAGUAUGUGCAUGCAAACGCCUCCAGCUAAGAUUUCACAGUUUAUCAUGGAUUGCAAGUUGCAUUCUCAGCAUUUCAGCAAUGUCGCGGGAAUAAGCGCAAGUUAUCUUUGCUGAGCAAGUUAGUCAAACUGUCGACAUGUUUAUAGCAGGCUAUCUAAAUAACAUCACAUCUGGUUUAUUGGCACAGACAUUUGAAGAAAACUAUUGCUUUUUUGAGUACAAGACUAAACAUAUUCAAGGGGCACUCAGAAUACUCAAGGGAAUGUUUGAGAUUUCUUUAUAUGGCUAUGUACAGCAGGUCAGCGUUUCAAGCAUUUGCUCUUGUGUAGAAUGUUACAGGAAUAGUUCAACCAAAAAUAAAAAUUCUGUCAGUAAUUACUCACCUUUAUAUUUUACCAAACCUGUAAGACCAUCGUUCAUUUUCAGAACUUACACAAAGGCUGAGAAGGCUCUCGGAUUUCAUCAAAAUAUCAUAGUUUUGUGUUCCAAAGAUGAAUGAAGGUCUUACGGGUUUGAAACUACAUGAGGAUGAGUAAUAAAUGACAGAAUUUUCAUUUUGGGGAGAACUAUCUCAUUACCCUAGCCUAAGUUCUAUUAACAUGUUCUUUAUACUUUAAAAAAAUGGAAGUUGAGAAAACUUAAAACUUGAGGCAACCAGCCACAGAACUUAUAAUACUCAAUUUAUGGGAAAAAUUGUUGAAUUAACUUAAAGUUGAAACAUAUUAAGUUCUACUGCAUAAACCCAAAAAUAGAAGUGUCAAAAGUAGAUAGGGUGAAUUUUCACUUUACGCCCUUUUUUAAACCAGGUUGUUUAUUACUCAGAUAGGUAAUAAUCUGUUUGGUUGCCAGAUUUCUUCAAAAUAUCUUAUUUUAUAGCCUAAACUGUUUUGGGUCCCAUUGACUUUCAUAGUAUGGGCAGCCAAUACUAUAGAAGUCAAUGGGAUCCGAAACCAUUUGAUUACCAAAUUUCUUCAAAAUAUUUUUUUACAGUCCAACAAAAUGGAUAAGUUGUUCACAAUAAGCUCAAUAACAUGCAUUUAGAAAGUAGAUAGGGUGAUAUUUCAUAUCAUGCCAACUUUAAACCAAGUUUAUUACUCAGUUGAUAAAUUGUUUGGUUGCCAGAUUUCUUCGAAUAUCUUCUUUUAUAGCCUAAAUGGUUUUGGCUCCCAUUGACUUCCAUAGUAUAGACAACAAAUACUAUAGAAGUUGAUGGUAUCCAAAAUCAUUUGGUUACCAAAUUUCUUAAUUUUUUUUUUUUUUUUAGUCCAACAAAAUGGAUAAAUUGUUAACAAUAAGCUCAAUAACAUGCAUUUAGAAAGCAGAUAAGGUGAUAUUUCAUAUCAUGCCAACUUUAAACCAUCUUAUUUAUUACUCAGAUAGGUAAUAAACUGUUUGGUUGCCAGAUUUCUUCAAAAUAUAUUUUUUUAACGCCUAAACUGUUUUGGGUCCCAUUGACUUUCUUAGUAUGGGCAGCAAAUACUGUAGAAGUCAAUGUGAUCCGAAACUGUUUGAUCACCUAAUUUCUUCAAAAUAUAUUUUUAGAGUCCAACAAAAUGGAUGAAUUGCUAACAAUUGCUCAAUAACAUGCAUUUAGAAAGUAUAUAGUGAAUUUUCAUUUUACAACAACUUUAAACCAAUUUGCUUAUUACUCAGAUAGGUAAUAAACAGUUUGGUUGCCAGAUUUCUUCAAAUAUCUUCUUUUACAGCCCUAAUGGUUUUGGCCCCCAUUGACUUUCAUAGUAUAGACAACAAAUACUAUAGAAGUCAAUGGGAUCCGAAACCAUUUGGUUACCAAAUUUAUUAAGAAUAUUUUUUUUGCAGUCCAACAAAAUGGAUGAAUUGUUUACAAUUGUUCAAUAACAUUCAUUUAGAAAGUAGAUAGAGUGAGUUUUCAUUUCACGCCAACUUUAAACCGAGUUGUUUAUUACUCAGAUAGGAAGCUAUAAACAAGUCGACAGCUCAGAGGUACAUCUCAAGGUCUUUAUCACCUGAUUGAAUAGUGAAGUUUGAAACCGCUUUGUAUGUGCAAAAGCACCAUAUAACUUCAGUGCAUAGGCCAAGCAUUCACAUGCUUGUUCACAUACUUUCCAAGAGUAUGUUUUUGGCCUUAAACACUGUUUUUCUCCAGGUGGUCUCCCAUUCAGGCUUACGCCUGCUUCAGAGCGUAUCAUGUGAACCAUGUUCACGUGCUUCUCUUUGGACAGCAUGAGCGUCUCAUUCAAAUGAUUUAAAAACGUUUGUAAUAAGCAGUCUCACAAACAGACUGAUUCGACAUGAAGCUUCAUCUGAACUGCUUUAUGGAGAUCAUUGCUUAAUCGUCUCAGACAGGCAAUUUCUGAGGCUUUGUGGUUAAACGCAUGGAGCUCCGCUUUGUCCGGACAGCCUCGUUUAAUUUCCUUCGUGCCAGCUGACAUUAAACAACAUGAGAACUCUGUCGACAUCACAAUGCAAUCCUUCCUUAUGCAAUUUAAGGGAACACGCCCCAUCAAUCACCAAAACAACAAUGCAAGUUUAUGUUUCGGUUAUGAACAGCACGUCCUUGCCCCAAAGAAUCAUUUAGUUUUUCCUGCAUGCAAAGUAGAACACACAAACUCCUCGUUUCGUUGCAUGCCUUUUAGACCCGUGCAAUUUAUCUCUAAUGCUUUCAGACGAUGUAAAUAAGAACUGUCAUGAAGAUCGGGGGCUUUACCAGGGACUUUUCAGACUGUUCUCUCUCUCUUCCAUGUCUUUCGUUCCCUGAUCUCCAAAUAUUAUAAUUGCAAAUGACCAGAAACUUGUGCUUUAAUAUACCAAGAACAUGAGAAAAUGUUUAUUUAUUGAAAUAUGUAUAUGAAUAGAUACAUGUAGCUAUAACAGAUUGUGACAUUGAUUUCGGUGUAGAGAUCCAGGCUCUUGCUAAACACCGUGGUAGUUUUACCUUGUAGCAACUGUUUUGACUUGUCACAAAACAAAUGGUACAUGCAAAUGUAUUUUUAAAUAUUCUAUGAAAUCAGAUUUAAUAUGGUAAAUAUUUAUUUUAUUUUUUCCAGUCUGUUCAAGAUGAAGGCAAGCAGUGCAAGCAAUUCAACCCCUCAGUUAUGAGGCUAUACUGUACUUUACAGCAGUCAAGCUUCGAUUUAUGGCCAUCACAAGCCAAUGCACAUGGGUGAACUUCAUGAAGGUUGUCAAGGGGUCAUAGUUGAUCUCGAAUUCAGAUUUUGAAGAAAAUAUUUACUUACUAUAUUUAAGCACAUUUACUCUUAAAGCUCACAUUACUGUAAUUUAAAUAAAUAUUUUUGUUAAAAUUA
Molecule: messenger RNA, 8478 nt
Organism: Labeo rohita (rohu)
Lineage: Eukaryota; Metazoa; Chordata; Actinopteri; Cypriniformes; Cyprinidae
Product: membrane-associated guanylate kinase, WW and PDZ domain-containing protein 3
Exons: 21
Coding region: 804-5144 (1446 amino acids)
Biological process (GO): signal transduction
Cellular component (GO): cytoplasm
Molecular function (GO): protein binding
Source: RefSeq, a predicted model, not a curated record